Drosophila navojoa is the source of this 4418-nucleotide messenger RNA. It is a transcript of the gene r, whose product is annotated as carbamoyl-phosphate synthetase 2, aspartate transcarbamylase, and dihydroorotase rudimentary. Gene Ontology annotation, biological process: 'de novo' pyrimidine nucleobase biosynthetic process; L-arginine biosynthetic process; L-glutamine metabolic process. Gene Ontology annotation, molecular function: carbamoyl-phosphate synthase (glutamine-hydrolyzing) activity; aspartate carbamoyltransferase activity; amino acid binding. The record is from RefSeq and is a predicted model, not a curated record. Lineage: Eukaryota; Metazoa; Arthropoda; Insecta; Diptera; Drosophilidae. Gene Ontology annotation, cellular component: cytoplasm; carbamoyl-phosphate synthase complex.
UGCGUAGAAUGUGCGACCAUUAAAUUGCUGACAAUUAUGCGUAGCUAUACUCUUCCGACGACUUGCCGAUUGUACUAAAGUAAUCAACGCUUGUCGCUGAGUAGCGUUCGUAAAUCAGCCAGAAUACGUUCAGCACGCCGUCAAGCCGGUUGUCGUGUUCGGAGAUUUGUGAAGUGCGUAAAAAAGCAACACGUGCGCAGUCUGUGCUUGCGACAGACGGAACGAAUUGCCAGCUGAACGUGCAAUCUUAGUAAACCGAAACUUGAGUUAAGUUUAGAGUGAAACAAAUAACAACAGCUGCGAAAUGUCGCCACCGGAUUGUUAUCUCGAGCUGGAGGAUGGAACCGUAAUGCCGGGCUGCUCGUUUGGCGCCAAGGGCACAGCCACAAGCGGCGAGGUGGUCUUCCAAACGGGCAUGGUGGGCUACACGGAGGCCCUGACGGAUCGCUCGUACAGUGCACAGAUUCUGGUGUUGACCUAUCCGCUGAUUGGCAACUACGGUGUGCCGGAUGCCGGGCUGCUCGACGAGUAUGGACUGCCGGAGCACUUUGAGUGGUUCCAGGGCGCUGUGCAGGUGGCUGGCCUGGUGGUGGGCGAGAUCUGUGAGACGCCCUCGCAUUGGCGCUCCAAGCGCACGCUCUCCCAGUGGCUGGCGGAUCAUCGGGUGCCCGGCAUCAGCGGCAUCGAUACCCGUUGCCUGACCAAGAAGCUGCGCGAGCAGGGCAGCAUGCUGGGACGCAUUGUCUACCAGGAGCCGGCCAAGCAGGCGAAACUCCCGUUCGAGGACCCCAACGAGCGCAACCUGGCCAAGGAGUGCUCCGUUAAGCAGAUGCAACUGUACAAAUCGCCGCAGGGCGCAACUGGGCCACGGAUCGCCAUCGUGGACUGUGGCCUGAAGCUGAACCAGAUACGCUGCCUGCUGCAGCGCGGCGCCUCUGUGCAGCUGCUGCCGUGGAGCGCGCAGCUGAAGGAGGAGGAGUACGAUGCCCUCUUCCUGUCCAAUGGACCCGGCGAUCCGGCCAGCUGCAGGCAGAUUGUCGAGCAGGUGCAGCGCGUGCUGCAGGCUGGCACAAAGCCCAUCUUCGGCAUCUGUCUGGGCCAUCAGCUGCUGGCCUCGGCCAUCGGCUGCACCACCUACAAGAUGAAGUACGGCAACCGUGGCCACAAUCUGCCCUGUCUGCAUCGGGCCAGCGGUCGCUGUCUGCUCACGUCCCAGAAUCACGGCUAUGCCGUCGACCUGGCCAAGCUGCCCGGCGACUGGGAGGAGCUCUUUGUCAAUGCCAACGACGGCACCAACGAGGGCAUUGUGCAUCGCAGCAAGCCCUACUUCUCGGUACAGUUCCAUCCGGAGCACCAUGGCGGUCCGCAGGACACCGAGUUCCUGUUCGACGUCUUCCUCGAUGCCAUACGAGAGCCGCAGAAGAGCGUGCCCGAGCUGAUCGCGUCCAGGCUGAGCGUGAUACAACCCGAGCCGCAGCCCCGUCCGCGCAAGGUGCUCAUCCUGGGCUCCGGCGGGCUGUCCAUUGGCCAGGCCGGUGAAUUCGACUACUCCGGCUCGCAGGCCAUCAAGGCGAUGCGCGAAUCGAACAUCCAGACGGUGCUGAUCAACCCGAACAUUGCCACAGUGCAGACCUCCAAGGGCAUGGCGGACAAGUGCUACUUUCUGCCCCUGACGCCCGACUAUGUGGAGCAGGUGAUCAAAUCGGAGCGGCCCAACGGUGUCCUGCUCACCUUCGGCGGCCAGACGGCCCUCAAUUGCGGCGUCGAGCUGGAGCGCGCUGGCGUCUUUGCCAAAUACAAUGUUCGCAUCCUGGGCACGCCCAUACAGUCGAUCAUUGAGACGGAGGAUCGCAAGCUGUUCGCCCAGCGGGUCAAUGAGAUUGGGGAACGUGUGGCGCCCUCCGAGGCUGUCUAUACCGUGGCCGAGGCCCUCGAGGCAGCCGGCCGCCUGGGCUAUCCGGUGAUGGCACGCGCUGCCUUCUCAUUGGGCGGCCUGGGCUCCGGCUUCGCCAACAACGAGCACGAGCUGAGGACGCUGGCCCAGCAGGCUCUGGCCCAUUCCACGCAGCUGAUCGUGGACAAGUCGCUCAAGGGCUGGAAGGAGGUGGAGUACGAGGUGGUCCGCGAUGCCUACGACAAUUGCAUCACCGUCUGCAACAUGGAGAACUUUGACCCGCUGGGCAUACACACCGGCGAGAGCAUUGUGGUCGCUCCCUCCCAGACCCUGUCCGACCGCGAGUACCAGAUGCUGCGCAGCACCGCCCUGAAGGUCAUUCGGCACUUUGGGGUCGUCGGCGAGUGCAACAUUCAGUACGCUCUCUGCCCCCACUCGGAGCAGUACUACAUCAUCGAGGUGAAUGCCCGACUGUCGCGGAGCUCGGCGCUCGCCAGCAAGGCGACGGGCUACCCCCUGGCCUAUGUCGCCGCCAAGCUGUCGCUAGGCGAGCCGCUGCCCGAGAUUCGCAACUCGGUGACGGGCAAUACGACGGCCUGCUUUGAGCCGAGCCUCGACUAUUGUGUGGUGAAGAUACCGCGCUGGGAUCUGGCCAAGUUCAUGCGCGUGAGCAAGCACAUCGGCAGCUCGAUGAAGAGCGUCGGCGAGGUGAUGGCCAUUGGGCGCUGCUUCGAGGAGGCCAUACAGAAGGCGCUGCGCAUGGUCGAUGGCGAUGUUCAGGGCUUCGAUCCGUAUCUGGCGGCCGUCGACAAGGAGCAGCUGUCGGAGCCAACGGAUCGUCGGCCCUUUGUCCUGGCCGCCGCUCUGCGCGCCGGCAUGUCCAUCGAGGAGCUGCACGAGCUGACGAAAAUCGAUCGUUGGUUCCUCCACAAGCUGCAGCACAUCAUCAAGUUCUACGGCCAGCUGGAGUCCGCCGGCAGCCAACUGACACCGGCCCUGCUGCUGAGUGCGAAGCGCCUGGGCUUUGCCGACAAGCAAAUAGCCAUGGCCACCAAGAGCACCGAGCUGGCCGUGCGCCAGCAGCGGCACGAGCACAACAUCCGGCCCUUUGUCAAGCAGAUCGAUACGGUGGCCGGCGAGUGGCCGGCGAGCACGAACUAUCUCUACAACACGUACAACGCCUCGGAGCACGACGUGCUCUUUCCCGGCGGGCACACGAUCGUCGUCGGGUCGGGCGUCUAUCGCAUCGGCUCCUCGGUGGAGUUCGAUUGGUGUGCCGUGGGCUGUCUGCGGGAGCUGCGCAACCUGAAGAAGUCGACGAUCAUGAUCAACUAUAAUCCGGAAACGGUGUCCACCGACUAUGACAUGUGCGAUCGUCUGUACUUUGAGGAGAUCAGCUUUGAGGUCGUCAUGGAUAUCUAUGAGAUGGAGCGCUCGGAUGGCAUCAUUCUCUCCAUGGGCGGUCAGCUGCCCAACAACAUUGCCAUGGACCUGCAUCGUCAGCAGGCCAAGGUCCUGGGCACGUCGCCGGAGUCGAUCGACUGUGCCGAGAAUCGCUUCAAGUUCUCGCGCAUGCUCGAUCGCAAGGGCAUCCUGCAGCCGCUGUGGAAGGAGCUGACCAAUCUCCAGUCGGCCGUCGAGUUCUGCCAGGAGGUGGGCUACCCCUGUCUGGUGCGUCCGUCGUAUGUGCUCUCCGGCGCCGCUAUGAAUGUGGCCUACUCGGAUCAGGAUCUGGACACGUAUCUGAAUGCAGCCUCCGAGGUCAGUCGCGAGCAUCCGGUGGUCAUCUCCAAGUUCAUCACCGAGGCCAAGGAAAUCGAUGUGGACGCCGUUGCGGCCGAUGGUCAGAUCCUGUGCAUGGCCGUCUCGGAGCAUGUGGAGAACGCCGGUGUCCAUUCAGGCGAUGCGACGCUGGUCACACCGCCGCAGGACUUGAACGCAGAGACCCUGGAGGCCAUCAAGCGCAUCACACGCGACCUGGCCAGCGUGCUGGACGUGACGGGACCCUUCAACAUGCAGCUGAUAGCCAAGAACAAUGAGCUCAAGGUUAUCGAGUGCAAUGUCCGCGUCUCACGUUCCUUCCCCUUCGUCUCCAAGACGCUCGAUCAUGACUUUGUGGCAACGGCCACACGCGCCAUUGUCGGCAUGGACGUGGAGCCCAUCGAUGUGCUCCACGGCGUGGGCAAAGUGGGCGUGAAAGUGCCCCAGUUCAGCUUCUCGCGUCUCGCUGGCGCCGACGUCCAGCUGGGCGUGGAAAUGGCCUCAACGGGCGAGGUGGCCUGCUUUGGGGACAACCGCUACGAGGCCUAUCUGAAGGCCAUGAUGUCAACGGGCUUCCAGAUACCCAAGAACGCGAUUCUACUCUCCAUUGGCAGCUUCAAGCACAAAAUGGAGCUGCUUUCCUCCAUUCGGGAACUGGCGAAAAUGGGCUACAAGCUGUACGCCUCGAUGGGCACAGGCGACUUCUAUGCGGAGCAUGGCGUUGAUGUGAGUAUGUCUGAAAUGAAGGAACAUAUAACUUAAC